This is a messenger RNA of Salvia miltiorrhiza (redroot sage), 1736 nucleotides long. RefSeq names its product cation transporter HKT1;5-like. The record is from RefSeq and is a predicted model, not a curated record. The coding region runs from base 181 to 1647 and encodes 488 amino acids. Gene Ontology annotation, biological process: transmembrane transport; monoatomic cation transport. Gene Ontology annotation, cellular component: plasma membrane. Gene Ontology annotation, molecular function: monoatomic cation transmembrane transporter activity. The transcript has 3 exons. Lineage: Eukaryota; Viridiplantae; Streptophyta; Magnoliopsida; Lamiales; Lamiaceae.
ACUAAACAUAAUUGUUAAUUAAGGUCGAUUAUAUUGAAAUAACAUGAUUAAGGUUGACCGUAUUAAACUAAACAUAAUUGUUAAUUACUCCUACUAUAUAUACCCUCACUGCGUCUGCACAUCGUCUCCUCCACGAGCAAAAACAACCCCACAAAACUCAGCUCGAUCGCGUGCGUGAAAAUGGAGCACUUCUAUGGCUACAUAGACAAAAUGCAAAGCCUUUACAGUAGCUCAUGGAAGCUAACCAGCCUCGCUUACCGCCUUCUCAUCUCCAAAUGCAACGCCUUCUUCACAUCUAUUCUCUACUUCCUCUCCAUCUCCUCACUCGGCUUCGUGAUGCUCAAAUCAUGCAAUCCCCGAACGACGUCGUACGCGCCCAGCAACAUCGACUUGCUCUUCACAUCCGUGUCGGCGGCCACCGCGUCGAGCAUGAUGACGGUGGAGAUGGAGGUUUUCUCGCAGCAGCAGCUCAUCGUGAUGACGGCGCUGAUGCUCCUCGGCGGCGAGAUCUUCACCUCCAUCUGCUUCACCGCAAAGCCUUCCUCCGAUCAUCAAAUUCACGAUCUAUCUCGAUCGUUAACUCUCAGAAACGAUUCGAUUAAAUAUUUGGGGAUUUUGGUUCUAGGUUAUGUGGCGGUGAUACAGAUUCUCGGCGUCGCGUCUCUGCUGACGUAUCUCUCCCUCGUCUCGAGCGCGGGGAGCGUGCUGAGGAGGAAAGGGAUCAAGCCUUCGAUUUUCGCGGUUUUCACGAUCGUCUCGACCUUCGCGAACUGCGGAUUCAUCCCCACGAAUGAGAACUUGAUCGUAUUCAGUGGAAACACGGGGCUCCUGCUGAUUCUCAUUCCUCAGAUCCUUCUCGGAAACACGCUGUUUCCGUUGGCUUUGAGGGGGGUGAUUUGGGGGCUGGGGAAGAGGUUUAAGAGGAAUGAGGCUGAAUAUUUGCUGCGGAAUUCGAGGGAGGUGGGAUUUCCGCACCUGCUUCCUCGCCGGGAAUCGCUGCUGCUGGCGGCGACGGCGGUGGGAUUUGUUUUCGCGGCUUCGGUGUUGUUUUCCGCGAUGGAAUGGUAUGCGGUGGGGUUAGAUGGGCUGAAUAGUUACCGGAAAGUGGUGGGCGUCGUUUUCCAAUGCGCCAACGCUAGGCAUGCCGGUGAGAAUAUUGUUGAUCUCUCGACGAUCGCCCCCGCCGUCUUGCUGUUUUUCAUCCUCAUGAUGUACCUUCCACCGUAUACAUCAUUUGUACCUAUUAAAAGAGGCGAUCAAGUUGAAGACCCAUCAAAUUCACAAGAAAAAGAGAAAAGGAAACGACACAUUUUGGUAGACAACUUUGCAUUUUCACAGCUUUCUUAUGUGGCUAUUUUCAUCAUUCUCAUUUGCGUUACGGAGAGGAAAAGCCUAAAAGAGGAUCCAAUCAACUUCAGCGUGUUGAAUAUAGCAUUUGAAGUGAUAAGUGCGUACGGGAAUGUGGGGUUGACAACUGGGUAUAGUUGCGAUCGACAGCUAAGAGCAGAUCCAAAAUGUGUGAGCAAAUGGUACGGACUUGCCGGAAAAUGGAGUGAUGAAGCCAAACUAAUCCUAAUAGUAGUCAUGUUUUACGGUAGAUUGAAGAAGUUCAACAUCAAGGGAGGCCGAGCAUGGAAGCUCUUAUAAUUUGUAUUACAAUCGCCUCUCUUGUAAAAUUCAUUAAAGUAUUUAUUAUAUUUGGGUUCAAAAGCUUAAGUGAUGUUUGUUUAAUUUUG